AUGGCUGUACACUCUAUAGCACGACAUCAUACUACUGGGCAGAGCGAGUAUCACCGACACGCUCCUCAACCGCCCCCGUCACCUCCAAUGGAAGAAGCCAAGUGCUCAUUGCCUUCCAUCUCCAAAUUGUUGGGGAUCGCUGACGCUGGAUCACCCACCACUAUCGCAUCACCAGACUCGACUUCCGAGUCUCCUCGUGUUGAAGCCCCAUCAGCAACCCGACGACAAGAAACACCGUUUACCGCCCAUGACAGCCGUCCAAACUCAAGUUAUUCACAACACGUCCACUAUUCAAGAGGUCUGCCGCCUACUCCCCCCCUAGGAUCGGAUUUCUCCUUCGACAACCACAGCUCCCCCGUCACCAAAUCAUCAAGGCAACUGUCCACCUCAUCCUUCUCCGGAGGUAGAUUUCUUGAAGCAACACCACCUCCUCUGGAUAGCGACACCCGUCGAGUCCAAGUCCACUUGCCACAGUCUGCAUCAACAGUAAGCGGCCCUCAGGGAACUGGCCAGCAGAACCUACCCAUGGGAUCGUUCCAAAGCCAAGCCGGCUACUUCCACUCAGCACUCCCAGCAACGACAACGGCUCAACCACAAAUAACAAACGUCUAUUACCAGCAGCCGCUGCCGCAGGCAUUUCCCCCCAUUACAGUUCCCUUGACAUACGCCCCGUCGUCAGGCAACAACCCGUGGCAACAUCACCACUACCUCAACCCCGUUCACGGGACCGCCUACCCGCAAAGCCAAGAUAGAUACAUCUGCCCGACGUGCAGCAAGGCGUUCAGCCGUCCGAGUAGUCUACGCAUCCACAGUCACUCCCACACAGGAGAAAAGCCGUUUAAAUGCCCACAGGCCGGUUGUGGCAAGGCUUUUAGCGUCCGCAGCAAUAUGAAGAGACAUGAGCGUGGAUGCCACAGCUUCAACAUCAACUCUGGUCCCCCGCCGUUGCGGUAG
Molecule: messenger RNA, 954 nt
Organism: Pochonia chlamydosporia 170
Lineage: Eukaryota; Fungi; Ascomycota; Sordariomycetes; Hypocreales; Clavicipitaceae
Product: C2H2 type zinc finger containing protein
Exons: 2
Coding region: 1-954 (317 amino acids)
Biological process (GO): regulation of transcription by RNA polymerase II
Cellular component (GO): PcG protein complex; transcription regulator complex
Molecular function (GO): RNA polymerase II cis-regulatory region sequence-specific DNA binding; DNA-binding transcription factor activity, RNA polymerase II-specific
Source: RefSeq, a predicted model, not a curated record